AUGGAAGGUGGGAAGAUAUUAUGGUCUGGAACAGAGAGGGAGCACGUCUAUGGAGUUGGAAUGGUUAUUGGCGAAAAAGCAAGAAAAGCACUGUUGGAGUACAAUCCAGUGAAUGAAAGAAUGAUGUAUGCGAGGUUUAAGGGAUACCCGAGAGACAUUGAUGUGGUAGUGGCAUAUGCUCCAACAAUGGAUCACUCGGAUGCAGAAAUCGAGGCAUUCUACGAUCAACUGGAGCAAACAUUGAAUGUACUGCCAAAGAAAGAUGUUAAGAUAAUCACCGGAGAUUGGAACGCAAAGAUCGGAAGAAACAAUAUUGGUUUUGAAGAAGUCAUGGGAAAAUACGGUAUAGGAAACAGAAAUAAUAGAGGAGAAAGACUGCUGGAAUUUGCAAAGGACCAAAAAAUUGUUCUAAAUGCGGAAAAAGAAUACUCACACGCAAUUACGAAAGCGAAUAGUAGUCCGUCGGACAGCCAGCUGGUAUCGCUGGGAAGAGCUGUCCCGUACUGCGGAGGCAAUAGACCAGAGAAAGCUGUCAACGUUCUCAAGUCGUCUUUUACCGAUGUCUCUUCAGAGGAGUUGUGGAAAGCAUGCAUUAUCGCAAGGGCUGCAAUGAGCGAGCAAGAACGGGAGUUGAAGCCACGCCAGCAGAAGCGGGAGUCUACAAACCCAAGCGACUGCGGAGUCCAACAGCAAAAAAAACCAAUGUUGUUGCUUCUGUCAAACAAAGAGCUCGAAUUAGGUCAGGCUUUCAUUCCGAUUGAUCAACCAUAUUCAACUAUCAGUACCCCGGAACGGGCAAUAGAAAAUGGUGGGUUGCCAAAUCAAGACGGUUGGUAUUGCAGCACCGUAAAAGAAAGGAAAAAGAAAUCCCUGAGCUCGGAAAAUGGACGAUCAACAUCCCUGACUGCAUUGAUGAUUUAUAAAAGUAAACGUAGAUACGACCUUCGAUGGAGAAGGGGGUGUUGUGAUGUAUUCUUGGCACACAUGUUGGUAGAAUGUUGUAUGGUUUGGUCAUACGUGCACGUUGGCAUGAUAUUGUACAAAUGCAAGUGA
Molecule: messenger RNA, 1053 nt
Organism: Helobdella robusta
Lineage: Eukaryota; Metazoa; Annelida; Clitellata; Rhynchobdellida; Glossiphoniidae
Exons: 4
Coding region: 1-1053 (350 amino acids)
Biological process (GO): chromatin remodeling
Cellular component (GO): nucleus
Source: RefSeq, a predicted model, not a curated record